Erinaceus europaeus (western European hedgehog) is the source of this 1129-nucleotide messenger RNA. It is a transcript of the gene PGF, whose product is annotated as placental growth factor. Lineage: Eukaryota; Metazoa; Chordata; Mammalia; Eulipotyphla; Erinaceidae. The record is from RefSeq and is a predicted model, not a curated record. The transcript is spliced from 7 exons. The coding region runs from base 67 to 636 and encodes 189 amino acids. Gene Ontology annotation, molecular function: vascular endothelial growth factor receptor binding; growth factor activity; chemoattractant activity. Gene Ontology annotation, cellular component: membrane. Gene Ontology annotation, biological process: vascular endothelial growth factor signaling pathway; positive regulation of protein phosphorylation; positive regulation of mast cell chemotaxis.
CGGCCGGGGCCCAGAGCGCAGAGUAGCAGCCGCCCAGCCCCGCGCCGGUCCAGCCACCUGCCCGGGAUGCCGCGGGUCCGCGCCGCGCUCACCAUGCUGCUGCCCGCCCGGACGCCCGAGGACCUGCCGGCCAUGCGGCUGCUCGCCUGUCUCCUGCAGCUGCUGUCCGGCCUGGCGCUGCCCGCCGCGCCCCCCCAGCCUUCGGCCUUGUCUGCGGGGAACAGCUCUUCUGAGGCAGAAGUGGUGCCCUUCCAGGAAGUGUGGGGCCGCAGCUACUGCCGGGCGCUGGAGCGGCUGGUGGACGUGGUGGAGGAGUUCCCGAGCGAGGUGGAGCACAUGUUCAGCCCGUCCUGCGUCCCCCUGCUGCGCUGCACCGGCUGCUGUGGUGACGAGAACCUGCACUGUGUGCCUGUGCUCACAGCCAACGUCACCAUGCAGCUGCUGAAGAUCCGUUCGGGGGACCCCCCGUCCUAUGUGGAGCUGCGGUUCAUACAGCACGUGAGCUGCGAGUGCAGGCCGCUGCGGGAGAAGAUGAAGCCCGAGAGGAGGAGACCCAAAGGCGGGGGCAAGAGGAAGAGAGAGAAGCAGAGACCCACAGACUGCCGCCUGUGCGGGGAGACUGCUCCCAGGAGGUAGCCGGCCCCUGCAGAGGACACCCCAUCCGCUCGUGUAUUUAUUACUGUCGCACUCAGCCCCCAUGGCACCCCUAUUUAUUAGCUGCACGCAGCCCUGCUGAGACCACCGGGCCGGGGCCGGGCACGGACGGGGCCUCACCCGACAGGAGAGAAGCAAGGUGGCUGCUCAGAGCUGCAGGACAAGCCAGGACCUUCAGGGGCUGGACGGCGAGGCCACUACCUUGUCUGACUUGGGGAGCCCAUGGCCACGGUGGGGUCCCCUGGAGCCAGACUGCUGGGGUCCACUGAGCAGCCACUGCCCAGGUCGCAGCCACGCAUCCCCGUCAGCCCACUCCCGCCACCUUGAGAUGGAACACAGGGCCCCAAAAUGUGGCUGGGGCAUCGAGGACCUGGGAAAGAGAGGGACCCCUGCUCCCAGGAUGUGGAGCAAGUGGCCCCCUGCAGCUGUCUGUCUGCCAAGCCAGAUUCUCUUGAAUAAAGUAUUCUAGUCUGGA